AUGCCUAAACUGCCGAAGAAAGUUCUCUUCUGUCUGGCUGGCACACUAAGCUUCGCCUGUGCCCUGGCAAUUGCAGCUGCAUUAGGCAUUCAGCUAUGGGUAAAAGGAACAGUAUUGUGUAAGACAGGAGCCCUCUUAGUUAAUGCUACAGGAGAUGAACUGCACAUGUUUACUGGGGAGAUCGAGUACGGCCUGUUCUAUGGACAGCGGGUGAAGCAGUGUGGACUUGGUGGGAGACCUACUACAUUUUCAUUUUUUCCAGACAUGCUGAAUGUUAUUCCUGCCAGCGUGCAUGUCAGCGUGGUUAUAUUCACUACGGCACUGAUCGUCUUUGCUCUGGUGGGGACUGGCUUCUUCAUGUUCAACGCCUUCGGAAAACCAUAUGAAACUCUACAUGGUCCAGUGGGACUAUACCUCUGGUGUUUCAUUUCAUGUUCCUGCGGCUGUCUUGUCCUAAUCCUCUUCUCCUCUGAAGUGAAGAUGCAUCAUUUAUCAGAGAAGAUAGCUAAUUACAAAGAAGGAGGUUUCUUAUUUAAGACUCAGACGGAACACUUUGAGACUUCAUUUUGGAUUGUCCUGGUUUGCACUCUGGUACAUUUUUCAAAUAUCUUUCUAAUUCGAUUAGCUGGUUUUGAUUUUCCUUUCUCAAAAUCAAAGGAGCUUGAUGCAAGUUCUGGAGCAAUUGAUCUGAUGUACUGAGCUUAGUUCUGCACAAGACACGAGGAGCCUGUUGCAAAAUACCCUGCGAUCUACACGGCACAUUUAUGGAGAAAUUCUAAUGAAAAAUUCAAAGUAUCAGAACCUUCUGAUCCCUCCUGCCAUGACACGCUGUCAAUAGCAGAGGCUCUUUAAGAGGGAAUGCAUAAAGCAGAGCAGA
This is a messenger RNA of Bufo bufo (common toad), 877 nucleotides long. RefSeq names its product clarin 1 (gene CLRN1). The record is from RefSeq and is a predicted model, not a curated record. The coding region runs from base 1 to 699 and encodes 232 amino acids. The transcript is spliced from 3 exons. Gene Ontology annotation, biological process: sensory perception of sound; equilibrioception. Lineage: Eukaryota; Metazoa; Chordata; Amphibia; Anura; Bufonidae.